Sitophilus oryzae (rice weevil) is the source of this 721-nucleotide messenger RNA. RefSeq names its product 39S ribosomal protein L53, mitochondrial (gene mRpL53). The coding region runs from base 69 to 500 and encodes 143 amino acids. Gene Ontology annotation, cellular component: mitochondrial large ribosomal subunit. The transcript is spliced from 3 exons. Lineage: Eukaryota; Metazoa; Arthropoda; Insecta; Coleoptera; Curculionidae. The record is from RefSeq and is a predicted model, not a curated record.
AUAUUUUCUGUGGUUGCCUAGAUUUUCAUUUUUUUUUAAAUGUCUGUAAAAAGGAUUUAAAUAGAAAAAUGUCAAUUUAUUUUAGUGGAAGUUUAACUAGAUCUGCUGGUUUAAUAAGUGCAAUAUGUAAGCAACUGAACGCAGUUAAUUUACAACCGGUAAAGAAAAUUCAAGUUCAAUUCGAUCCUUUUCAUCAUAACGCAGUUACAGCAAGAGAUUUUCUUUUUCACAUAACGUCCUCCAAGGUACAACAAACAAAUUUGAACUGUAGCAUUAAAACCAAUGUUGUUUCUGACAGAAGUGAGCCCUAUAUAAAGAUUGAUUUGAUUGAAAACGGGAGUGUAAAAUUCUUGCUCAAUAAUUUAACUGUUCUGGAAGUUUUACAAGGAAUAAAUAAGCACAUUAGUUCAAAAGUACCUAAAGAAGAAAUUAGUACUGCAAGUACAGCUAUUACAAAAACCAAAAAACUUUCCGUUAAAAAGCUGAAUAAGCGACGCUAGCAAUGGCUGACGCUUCCAAAUCUAAUGAUGUCAGUUCUAAGCUUGUACAUACAAUUUACGAUCAAAUUCCUGCCUUUACAGAUAUUUUCGAUGAAGAAACAUUUUACAUAUUUGUAGCUUGUUUUGUUUGUUCCACAAUCGUUCUGGCAUGUAUAUUGUCUAGAUUUAUUACUAUUAAGGCUGUAGAUUAAAAAUAAAUGGAAUAUAUAAUUUAAAAAAUU